AUUUUCCUUUUUUUUGAUUUUUGGUGGUUGUUGUUGUCGUCUUCCUUAUUAUCCAAUCCGUUUUAUUUGGUUUUAUUCCAUUCGGGUAGUACAAUUUUUUCAAAUUUUAUUUUGUCCUUUUAUGUCACAUUUUUUGAUUUUAUCCCUACAUAAAUCUAUCCUUUUAUUUACUUAUUAUUUUGUGGAAUUUCUUUUCUUUUCUUAAAAUUUUGUGAUUUUGGAGUUGAAAUUUUAUUGAUAGAUGAAGUGAAGGGAUGAUAUUACAAAGAAGCUAAAUUUUUGGAGAACCUAAUUUUAAUUCCAAUAAUUUUAUCCUAAAUUUCCGGAUUUUUUUUGUUAAAAUACAUCUUCAUCUUCUCUUUCUGCUUCCUUUUCCCUGUGAUCUAGGGUUUUAUUCCCUGCUCCUAUGAGGUAUUUUGGGUAGUUAGAGGUGCAGGGUUAAAUUUGCCAAUAAUCAGCCAAAGAUUGAGGUGGAUCUCCCAAAUUCCUUGAUUAUUUUGUUUGUUGAAAAAUAAAUCGUCCAUUUCAUUCCUUAAAAGGGUAAUUGAAUUUGACAUAAAGUGGGUGAAUUACUACUCUUUCUGUUUUUUUGGCUUUGAUUUCAAUUGAUUAAUACAAGUUUUAGUGGACUAUAACAAUAAGCCUUUAGUUUAAGUACUUUUCAUAUUAUAUGAUAUAGAAGAAAAAGAUUGUAGGUGUUAAAAUACAUUAGUUGUCACCAUAUGGCUUCUAGAGAAGGGGAGUGUUUGGUUGAUAUUGAAUAUGGUGGCACUACCUCAGAGGAAGAGGGGAAAACGUCGAUUAGGGCGCAAGGCGGGGUUGCAAGCUAUAAUGGAUUGACAACCAAUGUCACUGAGAUGGAUUUAAGGGAUAGUUUGUUGAAACCGAGUGAUAUUGGCGGUCGGGGCGUAGAUUUACCUAUUGAAAAACGUUUGGGAGGUGAAGAAGUUAGAGACCUUGCUGUUCUUUUAGAGAAGAAGAAUCCGAAUGAGCAUAGGAAAAAGGUGGGGUUGAAGAAUGCUUCGAAACCGCCUCGGCCUCCUAAUGGUCCAUUGUUGUUUCCAUCUGACCUGAAAUUGGUGAAGGAGUUUUCAGAGCUUGCUGCGAGGAAACGGGCUAGAAUUGAACGGAUUAAAGCGUUUAGGAAGAUGAAAGAAGCUAAGCGACCUGCUUCUGGUAGUAGCAUAACUGCACUGGUGAUAACUGUUCUGUUCUUCCUCAUUAUAGUCUUUCAAGGUGUAUUCUCUGGAAAUAGCUUAGCUAGGAAAUUUCAGGGAUCUCCUGCAGCAGCUGCAGCAAACGAGGGUUUGAUUUCGAUUCAUGUUUUCAACAAUGCUCCGACAUAUGCGAUGAAUCAACCCAUUUCUCUGUCGCCCGAUUCUUCGGAGAUGGCUUCUGGUUCGAUUCCUCUGGUUCAAGACGGUAGGGAUGCCGGAUAGAAAUUCUUGUUAGUAUUAGGCUAAUCUGACACUUCAUUUUUUUUUGAUAGAUGGAAUUUCUAACCUUUGAUCAUAUCUUUCCAUUUCCAAACCUAUGAUCGUAUUAUAAUAUGCUUAAGAGUUUGGCCUCCGAGAGGUGGUGUACAUAUUUGCAUCUCUCGAAUCCCAUCUUGCUAGACUCUGAUUUUUAGAUCAAGGAGCAAAGUUUCGGUCUUUUGGUUCGAAUUCGUAGUUGUGAAGUGUCGUACAUUUUCUCCUUCUAGUCGUCAAAGAUCUUAUAAGAUAAUCGACAUGCUAGGAGUACCAUUUUCUUGUAUCGUAUGUGUAUUUUCGUUUAUUUGUCUACUUUAUUGGCUCUUACCUUUCGUGGCUAUGUUCGUGUUGGCCCGAAGGUGGCAUUGUUAAUUAGCUGAUGCCAUUUUUGUUUAGAUUAACCAGCUACAUAAAUUUGUUGGAAACACUCUUUAGUGACGAUUUUGAUCUUAAUCUUAAUUCGUACAUAUUUUCUUUUGAAACUCGCAAUUUCUGGCUUUGCUAUGUAUUUUGGCCCAAAGUCUCGAAAAUUUGUUCAUUUCUAGCUACCUUUGCUAGAUUGUGUUCUUUGAUAGAGCAUGUAUAUCGGCCAUCGGGGUCUCAAUCAUUAGUUGUAUUCUUUAGCAACCAAAAGCAUGUGUCUAAGUACACUUAAGAACUUAAUUUGAAUGAUUAAGAAAAACACAUGACAUCUUAAUAUCAUCAUUAAUCAUCCCAUCAAAGUUGCUCCUUAAUGCAACGAUAUAAAUCAAUAACAAAACAAAAUCAGCCAUAAUUUCAUCAUACAAACUUGCCAACAAAAGAUUUGACGCAUCAUAAUCCAUUGAUCCAUCAAGAUAAGGUAGCAUAUAUUUUUUAAUCAUAUAC
Molecule: messenger RNA, 2339 nt
Organism: Amaranthus tricolor (Joseph's coat)
Lineage: Eukaryota; Viridiplantae; Streptophyta; Magnoliopsida; Caryophyllales; Amaranthaceae
Exons: 4
Coding region: 723-1439 (238 amino acids)
Source: RefSeq, a predicted model, not a curated record